GUGAGUGUGUGAGUGAGUGAGUGUGUGUGCAGUCGGGUAAUAAUAGGUAGCAUUGCACUGUUCAAAAGUGGGCGUGGCCGGGAGUCCCCAUUGGAUCGGCGCACUCACGGACCGCGAGAGUAUCGGAAAUAAACCGCGCAAGUUCAAUAAGAUUGCGCGUGUAUAAAUACCACCGACAAGGACGCGCACGCACACUGAGUGCACAAGUCGAACAGCGUUUUCCUCAAUAGCGACCUCAUGUUCCAAAGUGUCGCUUUAGUCUUUUGUGUGAAUGGACACGGGCAGUUUGUUUUAACUCGAACCGGUGAUUUCUGUUAGAUUUAUCACGUGCAAUUACCUGAUUUUGUUCAAAUCUUCUGAUUUUGUUCAAAUCUUCUGAUUUUGUAUUUCUAUUUGAACGUAAGUAGAGGAUUAAGUUUUGGUAUUUUGUCUGACAGUAUUUGUGUCACCAGUAACCAUGAUUUUCACCACACAUUUCAUCUUGGCCACUGUUUUGUUCGCUGGACAUCUGAAAUGCAAUAGUGUGGAUUUGGACGAGACUGAGACAAGACCGGUCAAAGUUUCUUUAAGGAGAAAUGGCUUCUGGGGACAAGAGAACUGGGAGGUUUUCCAGAUUAAGGCGUUCGGGCAGGUUUUCAUGCUGUACCUGAAGCCGGAUGACAGUUUCAUGGCUCCUACGUUACACGUUCAGCGCGUAAAGGUGAAACAUCUCUCGGCUGUUACGAACGUCUCCGGGCAUGAACGCGUCCUAGAGGAUGUACUGCCUGAUCCCAGAGACAGCGAGCACGAUCUCAGGAGCUGUUUCCACACGGGAACAGUAAAUAAGGACGAGGAGUCGCUGGUCUCCGUCAGUCUCUGUCGUGGCAUCCGGGGAACUUUCGUAACGCGCGGUCAAGAAUACUUCAUUGAACCGGUCGGUGCGCGUAAUGGAGACGCCAGGAGCACUUUCUCUCAGCCUCACGUAGUUAAAAGGCGCGUGUUCUCCAGAAAGCCCGGGGUCGAGGCAGAGGAAGAGGAUAACAGUUACGUGAUGCAGACUACAGAAUAUGAACAAAAAGAGCAAAAACGUGAACGGAGAUUCGUGUCAGCAGCCCGGUUCAUCGAGACCCUGGUGGUGGCGGACGCUUCCAUGACGCGUUUCUAUGGAGAUGAGAUCAAGCACUACCUGUUAACCGUAAUGGGGAUGGCUGCAAAACUGUUCGGCCACCCUAGCAUUAAGAACGCAGUGAAUCUAGUAGUGGUCAAGAUGUUGGUGGUGGAGGAUGAGGAUGUUGGACCCGGAGUGUCCAGAAAUGGCGGAAUGGCCCUACGCAACUUCUGCAACUGGCAACAGCUCUUUAACCCAGCGAGUCCACGCCACCCUGAGCACUACGACACAGCCAUCUUGUUCACUAGGGAGGAUAUAUGUGGACAUCAGCAUUGUGACACCCUUGGUGUAGCUGAUGUGGGAACCAUGUGUGACCCCAAAAGAAGCUGUUCAGUCAUUGAGGACAACGGCCUUCAGGCAGCCUUCACUGUGUCACAUGAGCUCGGCCAUGUACUAAGCAUGCCACACGAUGACUCCAAAACCUGUGAGAAAUUCUUUGGUGAAAUCGAUGGACACCACUUAAUGGCUCCCUUCUUUGUCCACCUCAAUGAGACACUUCCCUGGUCACCAUGUAGUGCUCUUUACAUCACAGAGUUCUUCGACAAUGGGCACGGUGACUGUUUACUGGACAUGCCAGACCAGACUAUUCCCUUAAAGGAUGAGCCGCUGGGCUACGUGUUUGGUCUGGACCGUCAGUGCCAGCAAGCAUUCGGGGAGGAGUUUUCCCGCUGCCCAAAUGCCCCAGAGGACCAAGCGUGCAUCCAGUUAUGGUGUCGUGAGGAGGGCAAAAUACAGUGCACUACCCGUAACGGGAGCCUUCCCUGGGCCGAUGGCACACCCUGUGGUGAAGACUGGAGCUGCCAUAGGGGUGUGUGUCUCUCAAGCAUAUUGGCAGAAAAACAAGAGGAGGAACCAGUCAAUGGUAGCUGGGGUCCGUGGGGUACCUGGGGUCCAUGCUCUCGGACCUGCGGCGGUGGUGUUGAGUUUUCUCGUCGUGAGUGCACAGAUCCAGUGCCACAAAAUGGAGGAUCCUACUGCGUGGGUCAGAGAGUAAAAUACCAAUCCUGCAACAUUCAGACCUGCCCAGAAAAUCAUGGUAAGAGCUUCAGAGAGGAACAGUGUGAGAAAUACAACAGUGAUCGUUACUUGGACAUGCAUGGCAAAAUAAAGCAGUGGAUCCCAAAGUAUGCUGGUGUUUCACCCAGGGAUCGAUGCAAACUUUUCUGCAGAGCCAAACACAGCAAUGAAUUUAAAGUCUUUGAAGCCAAGGUUGUGGAUGGUACAGCCUGUGGUCCAGAUACCACGUCUAUUUGCGUCCAGGGACAAUGCAUCAAGGCUGGCUGUGACCACAUCAUAGGCUCCAAUCGUAAGCUGGACAAGUGUGGUGUCUGUGGUGGAGAUGGGGCAAGUUGCAGAAAAAUUAGUGGCACUCUAAACAAAGCUAUCUUUGGAUACAAUGAUAUAAUUACCAUUCCUGCUGGGGCCACCAACAUCGAUGUCAAGCAGCGUAGCCACCAUGGCAUCAAGCAUGAUGGUAAUUACCUGGCAGUAAAGGCAGAGGAUGAAACCUACAUUCUAAAUGGGAAUUAUUCAGUGUCCACCGCUGAACAGGACAUUUCAGUACGUGGUGCUGUCCUUCGAUACAGUGGCUCCUCCACUACCCUGGAGCGGCUUCUCAGCUUCCAUGUACUCCAGCAAACCAUCACCAUCCAGCUGCUGUCAACAGUAGGUGACACCUCACCUCCCAGGGUUAAAUACACCUUCUACCUGCCUCGUGACCUUCCCUUCAGCAAGCCAGAUGCAGAGAGGAGCCUUUUACCACAUGUCAUCCAGCCAUUCGGGGGAGCCGAAUGGGUCCUGGGUGAAUGGUCCGAGUGCUCAAAGAGCUGUGGUGCCGGCUGGUCCAGGAGGAGUGUUGAGUGUCAGGACAGAACAGGAUCCCUGUCGUUCUCAUGCAACAUUGAACUGCGGCCAACCGACAUCCGACCGUGUGGUGACAUGCCCUGUCCUCUAUGGCAGAUGGGACAAUGGUCAGCCUGCUCUCGGACUUGCGGCACCGGUGAGCGGCAGCGCAGUGUACUGUGCAUAGACUACACGGGCAAGACUGUGGAGCCUGGGAAGUGCAACCCAGAUAAGAGGCCAGAGCCGGUUUCUUCAGAUUGCUUUUACCAGGACUGCUAAAACAGAAUGAUCCCUGCAACAAAGAAAAGGGUCAAGUGUUGGCAGAGGUUUAAGAUCCACAGGGCAGGUAAUGGAUGAGAGAGAGAGCUAUUAACUCAACAGUCUUCCUUUUAAACAGGAAGCUGACCAUGCUUCAAAAGAAUUUGUACCAUACAAAAUGGGUACAGAAAUCACCUGUCAAGCCUAAUAACGGCAUUAUACCUGAGGUUUCAUCUAUAUGAUUAAUUCUCAUUCUUAUUUGUAUUCUAUUUUAUAUUUUAAACAUUUAAACACUAUUUAACACAUUUUCCUGCCCCACUGAGAUCUACCUCAAACCAUAAGAAUGUUGUAAUACUAAAGGAAAGGAUUCUGUUUUAAACUUUUACUACAAUGGAAUGUUACUUUUGCAAAAACCUGCUGAAUUUUAUUCAGAUAAUACUGGUCAAAUACCUCCGUUUUUAAUGCAUUUCAGAACACAUCAGACUGAUAUAUUAUUUAACUGAGUGGAAAUGUCAAGCUACCUGAGACAUGAACAUAUCGACUUAACAAGUCGGAGUGUUCCUCUCUUUAGGCUUAGUUCAAAUCCAUCUGCCUUUUUAGUAGAUACAGUAAUUCUUCAUACACAUGCUUAUGCACAUGUUUAAUUUAUUUGUCAGUUUGUAUUCUAUAAAAAAGUGUUUAUUAUUUGUUAACACUUCUCAUAAUUUAAUGCUGGGUAUUAUGAUAAUAUUAUGAAAAAUAUUUCAGAUUUAUGCAUUUCAACACUGGAAUUUAGUACAGUCCUAAGCCACAUAGGGAUAAACAAACAUUAUAUAGGCCAAUGUGAGAGCUGUUGAAUAGUGAGGGCAUUUAAUGUCUUAGUAUCUGCUUUUAACGUUUGUCUGCUUUCUUUUCAAAUUAUCGAGCUGCUUUGUAGUUUGUAACGGAUAACUGGCUCAAUGUAGACAAUAAAUUGUUUUUUUUCUUUUUUUAA
This is a messenger RNA of Tachysurus fulvidraco (yellow catfish), 4220 nucleotides long. RefSeq names its product ADAM metallopeptidase with thrombospondin type 1 motif, 8a (gene adamts8a). Gene Ontology annotation, biological process: extracellular matrix organization; proteolysis. Bases 458 to 3268 code for a protein of 936 amino acids. Gene Ontology annotation, molecular function: metalloendopeptidase activity; zinc ion binding. NCBI's taxonomy places the organism in Eukaryota, Metazoa, Chordata, Actinopteri, Siluriformes, Bagridae. The record is from RefSeq and is a predicted model, not a curated record. The transcript has 9 exons.